Molecule: messenger RNA, 701 nt
Organism: Olea europaea var. sylvestris
Lineage: Eukaryota; Viridiplantae; Streptophyta; Magnoliopsida; Lamiales; Oleaceae
Product: NADH dehydrogenase [ubiquinone] iron-sulfur protein 6, mitochondrial-like
Exons: 3
Coding region: 88-441 (117 amino acids)
Biological process (GO): mitochondrial electron transport, NADH to ubiquinone
Source: RefSeq, a predicted model, not a curated record
ACGUCUUUCCUCUGAGUUAAACCUUUUUUGUCGAAUGUCUCUUCUGAUUUAAAAGAAUUUCUCGCUCUAGGGCUUGGACUGAGACCAAUGGCGAUGUUCGGGAGAAAACAGGGUAUAGCAAUGGCGACAAACUUCAUGAAAUCCCUAAUAAUCCAAAGAUCUUCCACUCUUCCUUCCAACACUCGAUGCCUCAGCGACGCCGUUAGCAGCGAGGUUAUCACCUCCCACACCGCCAAAUGGAUGCAGGAUACAGGCAAAAAAUCUCCAAUGGAAUUAAUCAAUGAAGUUCCUCCCAUCAAAGUUGAAGGUCGGAUUGUUGCUUGUGAAGGAGACAAUGAUCCUGCACUUGGGCAUCCAAUCGAGUUCAUCUGUCUUGACCUGGAUGAGCCGGCUAUAUGCAAGUAUUGUGGUUUACGUUAUGUGCAAGAUCAUCACCAUUAGGUAACGGGCAGUGCUGUAAUAACUGUUGCCAUCGUUGUUGAAUUGAUUUAAGAUUAUCUCUAUCACAAUUGAUUUUAAGAUAUAUCUUGACGGUUUUGUGUAUUUUGUUGCUGCAUCAUGUUUUCUAGUCAGCGAAAUAAGGGUUCUUGCAUUGCCUUCUCUCUCUUUCUCUCUCUCUCAUACUGUGAAUUUGACAUCAAAUGUUUUAAAUAGAUGUUAUUUCCCAUGCUACAGGAUGAAAACACUAAGCAUGGUUUCAA